AGGAAAUCAGUCGUCGAGACCGGUUAAGAGCCUAAUGUGCGCUGGGACAAAGGUCGAGUUUGUUUGGAAGGAACCUAAGAAACUGAUGGCCUACCUCUUCCUCUUUGUAUGAGUUUGUGCCAGGAACCGCAGAGAUCAGCACUGAUGUUAAGCUCAUGGCGAUUGGUAGAACCGCUAUUUCACCCCAGCGGCCUACAUCGUCUUUCUCGCUUCGUACCUUUCUCCGAAUUUGAGUGUUACUGAGUCUGUCCCGUUCGCUUGCUUACUACAUUGAUAUAUCAUUUUCCGUUGUUACAGGUGUCAAAAAUUUCUCCCAUUCCAAAGUGCCAUGCUUAUGACAAGCCUCACUGUCUCGUCGGUGAUGAUGCUCAAAAGAGUAAAAGCACUGUACCAGAGCACGCCACUGGUCACCUAUAUUUUGUUCUUAGUUCUCGCGAUCUGGCUCGGGGUCACGCUAGCAGAUGCUACAAAGCCCACGCGGGCUUUGCAUUCACCUGUGGUGCACGUCUGCAUGGUCAACAUUGAUCCUCAAAAGCAAAGUAGAAAAUUAGAAACUAGGCUGACAAGCUUCCUCAUCUAUAUCGCGUUCGACACACUUGUGUUCUUGCUCACUCUCGCCCGAGCGCUUCCCUUUCAGCCCUUCACAAACAGAGACACCAUCGCGCGGAAGCUCGCUGCUGAUGGAUUGCUGUGGUAUGCAUUCAUAACCUUUGUCAAUAUCGCUCAUACCAUCAUGAUGGUCCGGGCCCCACCUGGCAUUGAAAACGUUCUCGGAGAGACCGCCUUUCUACUACAGGUCACGAUGACGUCGCGUAUCACGCUCAGCCUGCCUAAAACCUACCGGAAACUCACCAGCAUAGAUACACGAUGGGGUUCUCGAUGGGAGAAUUAUCCACCCAUCGUCUUCGCAUCGUGACUUCGCGAUGGCCAUCCCCGCAAGAUAUCCUCCACGCGUGACGCGGUCUAGGUCCAUUGAAUGGCAGCAAAAUAUGUUAGAUACCUCAUCAGUCAGAUACGACAGCACGGCAAGAAGUCUGCCCCCGUAAAUAAAGUCUGCUUUUUGUAGCGUUGCCAAUGUAUUUUUACGAGCCC
This is a messenger RNA of Coniophora puteana RWD-64-598 SS2, 1092 nucleotides long. RefSeq lists its product as uncharacterized. The transcript is spliced from 11 exons. The record is from RefSeq and is a predicted model, not a curated record. Lineage: Eukaryota; Fungi; Basidiomycota; Agaricomycetes; Boletales; Coniophoraceae. Bases 329 to 916 code for a protein of 195 amino acids.